ACUCAAAGAUUUCGUCUAUUGCUGAUUACCUGCCACAGAUGUAUCAGGAGAUGGAACAGAAUAAAAAAUUGCCCUGGUUCUUGGUCCCCAGAGAAUUGGACUGAGAGGUUCUGUUGUACAUAGAAUACAGUUUAGAUCACUGGUCAAUUCACAUUUAAGCUCUAGUACUAAAAUGUUCUGGUUCUCUGUCCUAAAGCAUGGAUCUAAAGCUAAGGCUAUAUUUGAGAUCAUACACCCCAGCACAAAGAGCACUGAUUCUUUUUUAACUAAAAUAAGCAAAAAUAAACACCUUAAGUAAACUGAGCAAGUGCUGGUUCUGUACAAACAACUGACAGUGUCGAUAUAAAAUUUUAAUAUCAUGACCAGUCCCUAACCUUUUAUCAUGAUUUAUGACAUUAUCACAAAGUACAUGUAUAAGAAAACACAUGUACAUACAUGUAGUGUGAUAAUUUUUCAGUAGCAAUAAUAUGUUGUUAAUUAUGCAUUUUGGGGAUUUAGGUACUGAAUAUAACUGAAUAUCAGUACAUGUCUAGCUGUAGUGAUUGCAUAAACAGGGGUACAAGCUGCUAACCUUUACUUCUGCAACCCAACUUUGUAAUAACUCCACAGCAAAAAGUUGGCUUAGAAAAAUGUUAUGCUCUAUAAGUGCAUUUGCUUCAGUGCACUAGGUCAUUAUAUGAUGGUAUUUUGAUGCAGUCUAGACUGUUGCCAUAGUGAGAUACCUCACUUUCCUCAGAUACUAUGUAUUCCACAUGGGCUUUCAGAGUGUUUUUGGUUGCCAGUGUCAUUUAAAUGAAACUUUAGUGGUCACUUUCUUUUUCCAGAACUUGAUCUACAUGUUUUUGUGGCUAUGUCAGUGGAGAACAUAGAAGGCCUGGGUGCGCAAGCAAAAUCAAAGUCUACAAAUUGUCCUAUGGCUAUUACAGCACAUUUAGCAUUUCAGAUUCUGAAACAGAUCACAUCUUCCAGCUUAAUUUAAUUACCAAAGUUAGGCUAUGCUGUACAUUCUUUUUUUUGUGACAAAAUGCAUGUCACUGUAUAUUAAAGCAACAGUUGGUCCCUCUUCCCUUCAUACAGUUUUGCACAUGGAGCGCUAUCAUUUGAGCACAGAUAAGAGUAUCUUUGAAAAUCUGAUAAUAAACUGUGGUAAUAAACACCAAAGUGCUGUAAAAGUUAAACAGAAACACUUUGCACUCAGUGUCUCGUCAGCCUCGCUCUGUUUUAUUUCUUUUGCGGGAGGAUUAGUAAAGUGUUGCGGCACGUUUUUCCUUCUAUCUCGGCACCAUGAAAAGCCAAGACCAUGGAAAGCUCAAUUUGAAGAGAGAGGUAGGGUUAAUCAGUGCGGUAUCUCUGGUGGCGGGCAAUAUGAUAGGAUCAGGGAUUUUUAUGUCCCCACAGACUGUGCUGUCUAACAUCGGAAGCGCUGGAGCUUGCUUGAUAAUCUGGGCCGUGUGUGGCCUGGUGGCCUUGGGUGCUGCUCUGUCUUAUGCUGAGCUGGGCACUCUCAUCAGAGAAUCUGGGGGUGACUUCAUCUAUGUCCUGAGAAUCUACGGACCCUUCCCUGCAUUCUUUAUAGCAUUCACGUUCCUGACCGUGGUGGGCCCAUCAGGUGCAUCAGCUAUUGCCCUGAGUUUUGCCAAGUAUGCUGUGGCUCCUUUUUAUCCAGGAUGCACACCACCUACAUUGGUGGUGAAGUGUAUCGCUGCAGCUUGCAUUUUGGUGGUGGCUACAGCCAACACCCUGAACGUUCGCUUUACCAUGGCCAUUCAGGUUGUUUUCAUGGUGGCCAAAGUGAUGGCUCUCACAGUGAUAGUGAUUGGGGGUAUAGUGACUAUGGCUCAAGGUAGCUUAGGAAGCCUUAACAGUUCAGACAUUGCCUUUGAGGGCACAAAGUUGGGGAUCAGUCCCAUUGGGAUGGCUCUGUAUCAGGGCUUGUGGUCCUAUGCUGGGUGGUACAGCUUAAACUUUGUGACUGAGGAGGUCAAAAAGCCAGAGGUAAAUCUACCCAGGGCAUUAAUGAUCGCCAUCCCCAUGGUAACAGUCCUCUACCUGCUGGUCAAUGUGAGUUAUCUGGCUGUCAUGACUCCAAGAGAGAUGGCAUUUUCCAGUGCUGUGGCUGUUACAUGGGGGAAUAAGGUGCUGGGAGGCUGGGGCUGGGUGAUGUCUGUUGCAGCAGCUCUGUCAUCUUUUGGUUCUCUUAAUGGCUCAUUCUUCAGUGGAGGACGAGUUUGCUUUGUAGCUGCAAGAGAGGGACAUAUGCCUGAUAUCUUGGCCAUGGCUCAUGUGCGUCGCCUCACUCCAUCUCCAGCUCUCAUCUUCACCACCAUUAUCUCCCUUAUUGUGCUCAUCCCUGGAGACUUUGAGGGUAUUGUAAACUUCUUCAGCUUUACAGCAUGGUUCUUCUAUGGGGUCACAAUUUCAGGACUUCUUUACCUAAAAAUCAAAAGGCGUGAUCUUCCUCGUACAUACACGGUCCCCAUAAUUAUCCCCAUCAUGGUACUCCUGGCAGCAGUGUUCCUCGUUCUUGCACCCAUCAUUGACAACCCUCGCAUCGAGUACCUGUACGUGACCAUCUUUGUCCUCAGUGGAGUUAUAAUUUAUGUUCCUUUCAUCCACUACAAACUGUUCCCAGGCCUCCUUAACAAGCUCACAGUGGUCCUGCAGCUCUUCCUGGAGGUGGCGCCAGUUGAUAAAAACCUGUGAGAUUCCAGGGCCUUCCAGAUUUGGAGACAUUACUUCUGAGCUACAUGCUCCAGUCAGUACUAAGCAUUUAAAAUAUGUCUGGUUUUUUAUUAACACCAAUUGAAUUAGUGUUGAGUCAUAAUUGUUCACGUAAAGUUCAGUUAAGUAAUGAAGUUAAAUAUGCAUGAUUUUCUGUACUAGAACUAGAAACUCUCUUGGGUCAUUUAUUUGUUGGUAGUCUUAAAAAAAUAUGAUUUGUCAUGAAAUAUAUGAUAGUUUUCAAAUAUAUCAUUUUUUCUAAAUUCAUACUGUGUUUCCUAACAACCAUUGAAGAAAUCUUUAGGCACUGUUAAAAGAAAAACAUUUCUGCUUUCUUACAUGUAGAUAAAUAUAAGAAAAAACAAAGGGACUAAAAAGAGAAACUACUUAUUUAUGUCAUUUGACAUAUUGUUGAUAUUUUGACUAAUUCUGUGUAAAACAGUUAUCAUUCAAAUAUUACAUUCUGACUCUCUAAACCAUCUUAUUUCAAAUAAACACAUUUCAGCAUGAUCAUAUAACAAUGGUGCUCAUCAAAACCACCAUCAUUCAGCUUUACUGAAGAUUUAGGUUUAGAGUUCUGGUAUUCAGAAUAGUAAUCAUGUUUGCUA
Messenger RNA from Pygocentrus nattereri (red-bellied piranha), 3329 nucleotides. RefSeq names its product b(0,+)-type amino acid transporter 1. The transcript is spliced from 6 exons. NCBI's taxonomy places the organism in Eukaryota, Metazoa, Chordata, Actinopteri, Characiformes, Serrasalmidae. Gene Ontology annotation, biological process: amino acid transmembrane transport. Gene Ontology annotation, molecular function: L-amino acid transmembrane transporter activity. The record is from RefSeq and is a predicted model, not a curated record. The coding region runs from base 1285 to 2703 and encodes 472 amino acids. Gene Ontology annotation, cellular component: membrane.